AAAAAGAAAAUCUACAGACAUCUGGUAUCUUCUUGGCCGAAACGAAAAGGACCUCCGGGCCGGCCUGGACUUCCUGGAGAAGAGGGACCAGUUGGGCCACCUGGUAUUACUGGAAAACAAGGACCAAAAGGAGCUCCAGGGAAAACUGGGAGACCUGGACCACAAGGUAUGCCGGGUCCACAUGGUCAACCUGGAGAAGACGGCGCCCCAGGACGAGAUGCUGAAUCAGGCCCUACAGGCUUCCCUGGAGAACAGGGUCUUAAAGGUUACGGUGGAGAGAAGGGAAGCAAAGGGGAGCUGGGGUUAUCAGGGAGAAGCUGGAGCUCAGGGGCAAAGAGGAAGAAAAGGAGCAAAGGGAAAUAAGGGAGCCAAAGGGUUUGAAGGGAUUCCCGGCUAUAGUGGCAUACCUGGAGUCAGGGGACCUCGUGGUUUCCCAGGACCACCAGGACCUCUGGGAGAAAUCGGAGCUCCGGGCUUUAGCGGCCCUCCCGGUCCGCCUGGGAAAAUUGGCCCCAGAGGAUUGGUGGGACUCACUGGAGUUAAGGGACCUCCUGGUCAUCAAGGACAAAUGGGCUCCAGGGGAGCAGCUGGACCACAGGGAGAGCUUGGUCCAGAUGGAGCAGUGGGGUUUCCUGGUGUGCAGGGCCCUCAGGGAAACCCUGGAUUAAUUGGACCUACAGGAACUAAAGGUGAUCCUGGAGAUCAAGGAGAUGAGGGUGAAAUUGGUGAACCUGGACCUCCUGGACUGAAUGGGGACAUUGGAGAAUCAGGAAAGCCAGGACCCUCAGGUGAUCCUGGUACCAAAACCCAGAAAGGUGAGAAGGGAAGCGCAGGGUUCAAUGGAGACCUUGGGCCUCCAGGGCCUCCAGGAAAACAGGGAGUGAAAGGGCGUAAGGGCCCAACAGGGCUACAGGGACUGGAGGGAUCAAGAGGACUGAUGGGACUUCCUGGACCCGCUGGAACUGAUGGCAUUAUGGGAGAGCAAGGGAGGCAGGGAAAAGAAGGAUCCAAGGGAGAUCAAGGACAGAGUGGCAAUCAGGGAACUCCUGGCUCGAGAGGAGACAAGGGCCGAGGCGGUCGAGCUGGAUUUUCUGGACUGCCUGGAUCCAUUGGAGAGAUGGGCAAAUCAGGAGGGAGAGGACCUGAAGGAGAACCUGGUAUUAAGGGACAGGGUGGCGUUCCAGGAGUUUCAGGACCUAAAGGGACGAAGGGUUCUCAAGGUCAUUCAGGCAGUAGAGGGCAGGAUGGUGAAAUUGGAGCAAAGGGACCAGCUGGUGAAAACGGAACAAUUGGGGAAGCUGGACCUCAAGGACCAAAAGGAUCUCCUGGAAAAUUAGGCUCUCCUGGCAUUCAAGGGCCUGUAGGAAACAGUGGCGAACCCGGCAGCACAGGAUCGAAGGGGACAGCGGGAAGACCUGGAGACAGAGGGGUUAAAGGUAAACCAGGCCACAGGGGUCAAGCAGGAAAUGAGGGAUCAAAGGGCAAAAGAGGUGAGGAAGGACCAAGAGGAAAGCAAGGGCCCCCAGGACAAAUUGGCACUCCUGGACCAAAAGGAUACACAGGACCUCCUGGUAUCCAGGGUAACAUUGGGCGCUGGGGUGAGGCAGGGCCACGGGGUCCUUCAGGUGACAAAGGAUUGCAAGGUCCAGUUGGGCCAGAUGGAGUACCUGGUUAUCCUGAUAAAGAUGGGCCUCCAGGACUCGUAGGAUUGUCUGGUCUUAAAGGUGACAAGGGACUCAGAGGAGCUGUGGGUCAGGAGGGAGUUUCUGGUCUCGAUGGUGAGGAGGGUAAAAUUGGACUUAUGGGACCCAGAGGACCAGCUGGCCAAAAAGGCCUCUCUGGUGGCAGGGGAACAACUGGACCGACAGGGCCAAAUGGACUAAAGGGUGAUGAGGGCGAAAAAGGAAACCGAGGAACACAAGGACCAAAGGGGCCUCUGGGCAAGCAGGGACACAGGGGUCCUCCAGGAGACAGAGGACAACAAGGUCUUCCAGGUCCAAAGGGAGAGACAGGCACCCGAAGUUCAUCAGGAAUCCCUGGACAGUUUGGACCUGGAGGCCCAACUGGAGCAGCAGGGGCUAAAGGGCAGAAGGGGACCCAGGGACAGGCUGGCUCUCCUGGUAGGACCGGUACCACUGGGAAAAUUGGACUGUCGUUGUCUGUAUGUAACAUUGACUUUAUUUAUGAUGAUUGAUUUAUUGCCAAAAUAAGAUAAUGGCUUGUACUCCCAUUAAAAUAUAUGAUGCAUAGUUACUCUCAUAGUUUAGUUUUACUAGGACAUAAUGACAUUUGUAAUAAAACAUUUACAGAAAAAUAUUACUUGAGGCAUUACGUGCCUCAAGUAAAAACACAAACAGCUGAAGCCAGAUAUUUACAUACACUGUUUA
Molecule: messenger RNA, 2387 nt
Organism: Poecilia reticulata (guppy)
Lineage: Eukaryota; Metazoa; Chordata; Actinopteri; Cyprinodontiformes; Poeciliidae
Source: RefSeq, a predicted model, not a curated record